AUGAACACGACAGCUAGUGUCAUCGCUCCCAAGACUACUCUGUCGGUCUCUACAGGCGCAUUCUUCAACAAAACGGACAGUGCUUCCAAUGCCAACUGCAUGCGCCAGAUAUACAGCGUCCUCUCGAAUGCCAACCGAAAUGGUGUCAUUUCGAGCUACCGGGCUUUUCAGGGUGAUGGGGUACCAGAAUCCAACUACUCGUACGCCUACCAGGCGGCCGAGUGCGGCAUCUGCACGUUCCGUAACGACCACCUCGGCACAGGUGAUUCGGAGAAGCCUUCCGAGGGCCUCAAUGCGGCGCGAGCAUUAACCGAAAUCGGCAUCCUGAUCUCAUUCCUCAAAAUGGCCAAUAAUUCUACCCAGAUCGGUGGUCAGCAGUGGAACAAGGUGGUUCUCAUUGGCCACUCGCGGGCUCGGCUCAUUCCUAGGCCGUCUCCACGACGCACCGGGACCUCCCUUACGGUAUUGUGCCCACCAGCUUCUCCACUUUUUACGGACCACAUGCCAUUCUACCUCACCUCGGUGGUGUACACGAAAGUCUCGAUGGUCUUCCCCGAGCGCUUCAGUAACCACAUCCUCCAUUUAUCAAAUAGUGCUCGACUUCGUCAGCGCCCAUGGGCUGCGGGCCUCGUUGCCAGUGCAGCAUUGGACAGUAGUCUAGUCAGUAUCUAUUCCAGCGGCUCCGCCAUUUCGAUAAUUCAUGCAUAA
Molecule: messenger RNA, 708 nt
Organism: Tilletiaria anomala UBC 951
Lineage: Eukaryota; Fungi; Basidiomycota; Exobasidiomycetes; Georgefischeriales; Tilletiariaceae
Exons: 4
Coding region: 1-708 (235 amino acids)
Source: RefSeq, a predicted model, not a curated record